UCCACUGUUAUAUCUUACAUUAAAAUGGAGAAGAAAUUGAUUAUUUUAGGUGUGGGUGUCGUCGCUGUGCUGAUUCUGAUUGUUGCAGUUCCGUUGGGAGUGAUGUUCUGGCCACUGAAGCCAACUUUCAUUGAUAGAUGUAAAGAGCUCAAUGGAUACGACUGUGAAACGUGGUGGGGUGCAUUUGAACAAGCCUAUGUGGGGAAGGACCCUCGUAAAGUUCACAUGGAAGACUAUGACAAUUUCAUUAAAGCAGUCAACUUCAGUGCUGAACCCAACAAACUGAUGUUCUGGAGCAAAACGAAGGAUGUGGUCCAUGCCUUCACUAAGAAGAAGAAAGAUUGUUUUCUCACGGUGGAGGACACUGCGUUGGGAUAUAUGCUGGAUGGUCUGAUGAGCUGGUGUGGAAAGGAGGGUUGCACCAAAACAUUCCGUAAAAUCGGCUGCCCAGGAUGGAAAGAGAACAACGCUGUUGGUUCAUUCUGGAACAGAGUCUCAGCUGCUUUUGCAGAUGCUGCCCGUGGUGAUGUCACAGCAAUGCUAAACGGAGACAUCGACACACCAUUCAAUCCUAACAGUACUUUUGCAACCAUCGAGGUGAAGAGGUUCGACUCCCCCAAGGUGAAAAGCCUGACUGUUGUUCUGGUCACAGGAAAGAGCGCUGUGACAAACUGCAAAAAUGCAUCUUUAAAGGAUUUACAGAGAGAGCUGAAAAAAGGAAUUGCAUAUAACUGCAAGGAAGUGACUGAAGCUCAGCUCGAGGAGUGUAGCUCCAAUCCUGAGAGACCCUGUGGAGCCUGUUGGUGAAGACAUGUGAAAUAAUUAUCAGAUUAUAUGAGACACAAUAAUAACCAGCUGUUAAAAAAGAAGAAGAAAGAUAUAAGAAAUAUGCUAUUGCAGAAUAUUCUUUUUGUACCUGUGGGCCAGUUUGACUUAAUGUGAAAUGUUUUGUUUUUUUUAUAGAAAUUUCACUGAUACAUUUUUUUACAAUAUGACAACGCACCUUUUUAUCUUUAGCUUUUUAUUGAAUCUAAAAGAUCUGUGGUAACAUGCCAUGUACUGUAGGCCAGGGUAAAGUACCAGUGUUGCUAUCUAGUUAUAUUCAAGUGACCGACCAUCACUCCCACCUACUGGCACAAUGAAAUGUUUUUAAAUGAAAUGUGAAAAUAUGAGGUUGUGAAAUUGUCUUUGGAUUCUCAAAGAGUGAUUAUCUGGGUAAAAUAACUAUGUUAAAUGUUUUUGAUUUAUUUUUGAUUUACAGCUUAAAAAACUGGACCUUUGACACUUAAUUACCCUCUUACAUAACUUAAUUAAAUAUUAAAUUGUUAUCCAAGUUAUCCAUUUGUACAACAACAACACCACUGAGGGUUCCAUAUUCAGGGAUUGCACGUUAUGGAUCAACUUAAUUUAUUAAUGAGAUAACAAAAUAUGAACAAGACCAUUAUA
This is a messenger RNA of Perca flavescens (yellow perch), 1446 nucleotides long. Its product is annotated as ADP-ribosyl cyclase/cyclic ADP-ribose hydrolase 1-like. Bases 25 to 807 code for a protein of 260 amino acids. The record is from RefSeq and is a predicted model, not a curated record. Gene Ontology annotation, cellular component: plasma membrane. Gene Ontology annotation, biological process: positive regulation of B cell proliferation. The transcript has 8 exons. Gene Ontology annotation, molecular function: NAD+ nucleosidase activity, cyclic ADP-ribose generating; phosphorus-oxygen lyase activity. Lineage: Eukaryota; Metazoa; Chordata; Actinopteri; Perciformes; Percidae.